GAGGCACCAUCCAAUCAUUUCCUCGAGCAGGCAUCAAACAUCGACGAAACCCACGCACUUCUGUUGCAGGACUAGCUAUCCAGAUCCAACAUCGCUGACUGCCUAUGAAGUCUUCGAGCUUGUUGUGAUAAUUGUGCCAGCCAUUCUGAGCCAGCCUUUCCCCACAUGCAAUGUCAGACGAAACUCCCAGCCGUCUUGAAAACGAGAUCGAGCUUCUCACAGCAAUAUUCCCAGACCAGGCCACCUACUGCCCCAGAAGCCGAGAACUCAAAUUCAUACAAGACCAAGCAACACUCCACCUCCGCAUACCAGACUCCUACCCAGAUUCAGGCCAACCCGACAUCCUAGGCGCAAUCGACGCAUCCAAACAUGACAUCAGAACAGAGACGAAAGCAGCCGUCGCGGUCCUUAACCUACCAGUAGGCGAAGAAGCCCUCGACGCAAUGAUCGCAGCGUUCCAAGCCAUCAUCUCAGACCGUCUGGAAACCUCCAGCAUAGCGUCCGCAAAGUCCACAAGAUCCGUCAGCGAAGUGCAUGCAGAUCGAAACGCCAAGAAAACUGUGAUCAUAUGGCUCCACCACCUCCUCAACACCAACAAGCGUAAACUUUGCCUCUCACCGUCGUUUGCGGGGAUCACGAAACCCGGGUACCCAGGGGUUUUGGUUUACUCGGGACCAGUGGCGGCGGUCAAUGCGCAUGUCAACCAGUUGAAAAGUCAGAAUUGGGCUGCUUUUCAGGUCAGGUUUGAAGAAGAGGUUGAGUGGCGGUUCACGCAUGGUGAGGGAGUCAAGGAGGUGGAGAGUAUGGCGGAUGUGGUGAAGUUGCUUGAGUUUGAAGAUGAUGGUUCCGCCAUGAAGGGUGCGCAGAAGGGCAAGAGUGGGGUCAAGGAGGGGAUGAAGCAGAAAGAGGGAUUCUUGAGGGCGGUUGGGAUCAAAUCAUAACAGCGGUCGUGAAGAUGAAGUUCCUGAUCAAUAUAGUCGUGAUCGUGGUCUGGGGUCCAGAACCUCAGUUUCGAAUUGGCGAUGAGCUGGCACUUUGAUUCUGCCCUGACUUUGAACAAGAGGGACUCGACAAUGAAAGAACGCCGUAGCAUGCUAGAUAUCUCGAGUAUCUCAUAAUGUAAUAAACCUUCUACAAGC
Didymella exigua CBS 183.55 is the source of this 1139-nucleotide messenger RNA. RefSeq lists its product as uncharacterized. The transcript has 2 exons. Bases 171 to 941 code for a protein of 256 amino acids. Lineage: Eukaryota; Fungi; Ascomycota; Dothideomycetes; Pleosporales; Didymellaceae. The record is from RefSeq and is a predicted model, not a curated record.